AUGAGCCAUGCACAGCAAGGCAGUUUCAGAAAGCUGCAGACUAACAAAUCAAGUACUGUACAGCCACACAACAGCCAUGCUAUGGUCUUGUCUGGAAACAAAAGACACUGCAUUAAAAAUACCACAGCUACAACCUUUUCUCUUUUACAGCUUGAGAACUACAUUGUGGAAAACAUGAAAUCGGAGAUGGUGCAGCUGCAGCAGAAUGCAGUGCAGAACCACACCGCCACCAUGCUCGAAAUAGGGACCAGCCUCCUCAGUCAGACAGCAGAGCAGACAAGAAAACUCACAGAUGUUGAAACCCAGGUGCUAAAUCAAACAUCCAGACUUGAAAUUCAGCUACUGGAAAAUUCACUGUCAACGUACAAGCUAGAAAAACAGCUGCUACAACAGACACAUGAAAUCCUAAAAAUUCAUGAGAAAAACAGCUUACUUGAGCACAGAAUUUUAGAAAUGGAAGAAAGGCAUAAAGAGGAGCUGGACACUUUGAAGGAGGAAAAAGAGAACCUACAAAGCUUAGUCACACGACAAAGCUACAUAAUCCAGGAACUAGAGAAGCAGUUAAACAAGGCAACAAGCAAUAACAGUGUCCUGCAGAAACAGCAGCUUGAGUUGAUGGAUACGGUUCACGCUCUGAUCACCCUCUGCUCCAAGGAAGGAGUUCUACUAAAGAAUGCAAAAAAGGAGGAAGAAAAGCCUUUCAGAGACUGCGCAGAUGUAUACCAAUCUGGUUUCAACAAAAGUGGUGUCUACACUAUUUAUAUUAACAAUGUGUCAGAUCCUAAAAAGGUCUAUUGUAAUAUGGAAAUUGCUGGAGGAGGAUGGACAGUUAUACAGCACCGAGAAGAUGGGAGUCUGGAUUUUCAAAAAACCUGGAAAGAGUACAAAAUGGGUUUUGGUAACCCAUCAAGUGAACAUUGGCUGGGAAAUGAAUUUAUCUUUGCAAUAACAAGUCAGAGGCAAUAUUCCCUAAGAAUUGAAUUAAUGGACUGGGAAGGAAACCGGGCAUAUUCACAGUAUGACAGAUUUCACAUAGGAAAUGAAAAGCAAAAUUACAGGCUUUAUUUAAAAGGUCACAGUGGAACAGCUGGAAAACAGAGUAGCCUGAUCUUACAUGGUGCUGAAUUCAGUACAAAAGAUGCUGACAAUGACAACUGCAUGUGUAAAUGUGCUCUCAUGUUGACUGGAG
This is a messenger RNA of Mesitornis unicolor (brown roatelo), 1189 nucleotides long. RefSeq names its product angiopoietin 1 (gene ANGPT1). The transcript has 8 exons. The record is from RefSeq and is a predicted model, not a curated record. Gene Ontology annotation, molecular function: receptor tyrosine kinase binding. Gene Ontology annotation, biological process: Tie signaling pathway; angiogenesis. NCBI's taxonomy places the organism in Eukaryota, Metazoa, Chordata, Aves, Mesitornithiformes, Mesitornithidae. The annotation marks the transcript as partial.